AUGGGAUUAAAGUGUACCAAUUAUUUUGAUAAUUCAAAAUAUGAGUCUCCUGACUUAAAAAUCAUUACUUGUAAAGGUUGUUCAUCACAUCUUUGUCUUUCAAGUUUAAUUAUUUCUGAUAAUUUUAGUGGAUCUUCCGGUCCAGCUUAUUUGGUUGGUAAUUUAAUUAAUAUUGAAUAUGAUCAAAAUCCUCAAGAAAAGGAAAUGAGAACAGGAUUUUAUCUUGUAGAUGAUAUUAGAUGUCAUCAAUGUAAAUUAAAUCUUGGAUGGUAUUAUAAGAAAUCUUUUACUUAUCGUGAAACUUAUAAAGAAGGUAAAUUUGUUAUUGAAAAGUCAUUUAUUAAAUUUAUUGAUAAUAAUACUUCAAAUAAUCUUUUACUUGAAAAGGCUUUACAAAAUAAGUAUAAAAGAAGAUUUAGUUCAACUUCAAAUGCUUCAACUAUAAGUUCAGAUGAAUUGGAUUUUUCUUCAGCAAAUACAACUAAUCUGUCUUUAAUAUCAACAUCGGAAGUUGCAACCAUUAAUUCAUAUUCUGUACCUCCAUCUCAUCCAAUUAUUACCCUUCAUGAUCCAAGUUCAAAAUCAUAUCUUAUGAAUUCUUCACUACUGUCUAAACCUCAAUUAAUGUAUGAUACAUCAUCAAAUCCUCUGAAACAUAAUUUGAUGCUAAAUUCAGAUUCCUCAUCAUCAGGUAAACGUCAAUCCCUUGACAUUAGGAACUUUACAAGUGGCUUAUUCCUUAACGGUUUAAGAAUACCGGUCUCGUCUCCUGCUGCUGCCGCUGCUGCCGCUGCCGCUGCUGCUUCAGCUUCAAAUUCAAAUUCAAAUUCAAGACCAUCCACUAAUCAUCCAACUUUAGCAUCCAUUGCUGUUGCAGCCGCACAAGCAAAUGAAGGUCCAUCAAAUAAUACAUCUACUAAUAAUCAUCGAGCAUUAUCUAUCCUAUUUCAGGAAAAUCCAAGAUCUAAUCGGGAAGGUAAUGAUGAUGAUAAUGAUGUAUUUGUGGAUGCUUAA
This is a messenger RNA of Scheffersomyces amazonensis, 1014 nucleotides long. It is a transcript of the gene MOH1, whose product is annotated as Moh1p. NCBI's taxonomy places the organism in Eukaryota, Fungi, Ascomycota, Pichiomycetes, Serinales, Debaryomycetaceae. The transcript has a single exon. The coding region runs from base 1 to 1014 and encodes 337 amino acids. The record is from RefSeq and is a predicted model, not a curated record.